Molecule: messenger RNA, 1658 nt
Organism: Pan troglodytes (chimpanzee)
Lineage: Eukaryota; Metazoa; Chordata; Mammalia; Primates; Hominidae
Gene: FUT7
Product: fucosyltransferase 7
Exons: 2
Coding region: 97-1125 (342 amino acids)
Cellular component (GO): membrane
Molecular function (GO): alpha-(1->3)-fucosyltransferase activity
Source: RefSeq, a predicted model, not a curated record
AGCUAGGGCGCAGCUGUGAUUUCAGGGGCACCUCUGGCGGCUGCCGUGAUUUGAGAAUCUCGGGUCUUUUGGCUGACUGAUCCUGGGAGACUGUGGAUGAAUAAUGCUGGGCACGGCCCCACCCGGAGGCUGCGAGGCUUGGGGGUCCUGGCCGGGGUGGCUCUGCUCGCUGCCCUCUGGCUCCUGUGGCUGCUGGGGUCAGCCCCUCGGGGUACCCCGGCACCCCAGCCCACGAUCACCAUCCUUGUCUGGCACUGGCCCUUCACUGACCAGCCCCCAGAGCUGCCCAGCGACACCUGCACCCGCUACGGCAUCGCCCGCUGCCACCUGAGUGCCAACCGAAGCCUGCUGGCCAGCGCUGACGCCGUGGUCUUCCACCACCGCGAGCUGCAGACGCGGCGGUCCCACCUGCCCCUGGCCCAGCGGCCACGAGGGCAGCCCUGGGUGUGGGCCUCCAUGGAGUCUCCUAGCCACACCCACGGCCUCAGCCACCUCCGCGGCAUCUUCAACUGGGUGCUGAGCUACCGGCGCGACUCGGACAUUUUUGUGCCCUAUGGCCGCCUGGAGCCCCACUGGGGGCCCUCGCCACCGCUGCCAGCCAAGAGCAGGGUGGCCGCCUGGGUGGUCAGCAACUUCCAGGAGCGGCAGCUGCGUGCCAGGCUGUACCGGCAGCUGGCGCCUCAUCUGCGGGUGGAUGUCUUUGGCCGUGCCAAUGGACGGCUGCUGUGCGCCAGCUGCCUGGUGCCCACCGUGGCCCAGUACCGCUUCUACCUGUCCUUUGAGAACUCUCAGCACCGCGACUACAUUACGGAGAAAUUCUGGCGCAACGCACUGGUGGCUGGCACUGUGCCAGUGGUGCUGGGGCCCCCACGGGCCACCUAUGAGGCCUUUGCGCCGGCUGACGCCUUCGUGCAUGUGGAUGACUUUGGCUCAGCCCAAGAGCUGGCGGCUUUCCUCACUGGCAUGAAUGAGAGCCGAUACCAACGCUUCUUUGCCUGGCGUGACAGGCUCCGCGUGCGACUGUUCACCGACUGGCGGGAACGUUUCUGUGCCAUCUGUGACCGCUACCCACACCUGCCCCGCAGCCAAGUCUAUGAGGACCUUGAGGGUUGGUUUCAGGCCUGAGCUCCGCUGGCCGGGGGAGGUGGGUGUGGGUGGAAGGGCUGGGUGUCGAAAUCAAACCACCAGGCAUCCGGCCCUUACCGGCAAGCAGCGGGCUAACGGGAGGCUGGGCACAGAGGUCAGGAAGCAGGGGUGGGGGGUGCAGGUGGGCACUGGAGCAUGCAGAGGAGGUGAGAGCGGGAGGGAGGUAACGGGUGCCUGCUGCGGCAGACGGGAGGGGAAAGGCUGCCGAGGACCCUCCCCACCCUGAACAAAUCUUGGGUGGGUGAAGGCCUGGCUGGAAGAGGGUGAAAGGCAGGGCCCUUGGGGCUGGGGGCACCCCAGCCUGGUUUGUGGGGGCCAAACCUGGGACCCCGAGCUUCCUCGGUAGCAGAGGCCCUGUGGUCCCCGAGACACAGGCACGGGUCCCUGCCACGUCCAUACUUCUGAGGUCCCUGUGUGUAGGCUGGGGCGGGGCCCAGGAGACCACGGGGAGCAAACCAGCUUGUUCUGGGCUCAGGGAGGGAGGGUGGUGGACAAUAAACGUCUGAGCAGUG